Messenger RNA from Geodia barretti, 1008 nucleotides. The record is from the annotation of a GenBank genome assembly. Lineage: Eukaryota; Metazoa; Porifera; Demospongiae; Tetractinellida; Geodiidae.
AUGAAAUACCGCAAUCUCCCCCGCACCGAUUUAAUGCUGUCCGAAGUUGGCUUUGGCGUCUGGACCGUGGCCACCAACUGGUGGGGCCGCAUCCCCGAGGAGAUGCGCCGCAGCCUCCUUGAAGAAGCUCUCGAACUGGGCAUCAACUUCUUCGAUACCGCCGACACUUACGGCGAAGGUUAUGGAGAAGAAGUGCUCGCCAAGUUCAUGGGCCACCGCCGGCACGAAAUGAUUAUCGCUACCAAAUUCGGUUACGACUUCUACGACCAGUCCACGCCGCGCAUUGGGCAUGGGGAACGACCGCAGAAGUUCGAGCCGGAGUUUAUCCGGUUCGCCUGUGAGCAAUCUCUGCGCCGCCUGAACACUGACUACAUCGACCUGUAUCAGCUGCACAACCCGCGCAUUGCCACCAUCGAAGACGACGAUGUUUUCGAGACGCUGGAAGCCCUCAAAGACGAGGGUAAAAUCCGGCACUACGGCUCCGCUCUUGGCCCAGACAUCGGGUGGUUUGAAGAGGGGCAGGCCAGCAUGGAAGAGCGACACGUCAGCAGCAUGCAGAUUAUCUACAGCAUCCUGGAACAGGACCCGGCCAAGGAUUUUUUCCCCAUCGCCGACCGGGAACAGGUCGGAUUGCUGUCCCGCGUGCCCCAUGCCUCGGAAGCCUUGACCGGCCGCUACGACGCACCGCCGGAGUUCGACGAGUCCGACCACCGUUCCUUCCGCCGGCACCAGUGGCUCACCGAGGCUUUGAUCAAAGUCGACCAGGUGAAGUUCCUGGCCGGCGAAGAGGUGGGGCGCACCAUGAGCCAGGCUGCCAUUCAAUUUGUGCUCCACCAACCCACUAUCACCAGCGUGCUCCCCAAUUUCACCACGCUGGAAGAGUUGCAAGAAUACUCGGACGCGGUGGACACUCCGGAUAUUACUGAAGGCGAUCAGGCCAUCAUCGACGAUCUCUGGGCCAACAAUUUUUACAUUGAGGAACCGGAGCCCGCGUUUCGCGAGAUUUAG